GUUUCCAGUUCCACGCGAUCACGUGCCCUCUGAUCACAUGGCCUGGUGACGUCAGCCUCUACGUUCUUCUCGUCUUACUUUGGCUGAAGGUGGGGUGGAUUUGUUCUCGCCUUUUUCGUCUGACCAGGCUGUGCGUGGUUUCCUCAGCGCGGCGGCGGCUGCUGUUACUGCGUGUGUGACUGGGAACAGGUACUUGAACGAACAGGAAAUUGGACGGUUCCCAUUCAAGUCCUUUGCUUCCAGCCUCACGUGCUCCUUAUUAGUUUUGGAUUCAGACACAAUCUAUUUUUCGAGACUAGUACUACAUUGCCCAAGUCGUUUUUGCAUCCAUCCUUAAGCCGAGAUUUAAGAGAGAUGACUUCCCAUCACAGACACGACUCUUCAGGAAUGGGUCUCUCAGCCAAUCCGUCCUUAAACCUACCAACCGGUCAUGGACGGAUGAGCCAAGGUUCAGGUCGCCCUUCCCACUUGAUGAACCCAGGUUCCACCUCUAAGUUUAGUCAUCAAGACUCUCAUGGCAUGUGGUCUACCAACUCUUCUCAAGGCUUACCGCCUAUAUUUGGCCAUGGUAACAGACCUGCUCCCCCUUCAUCUUCUCAGCCCAAGAUUGAACCUGAUGACACCAGUAAGAUUUUGGCCAGCUUUGGUCUUUCUUCCAAGGAUUUGGAUGAAUUGAGUCGCUACCCUGUGGAAAAGAUCACUCCUAAAAAUUUGCCAAAGAUCAUUCUGGAUCUUAAGAAGAAGAGGUCAGAAGAAAUGGCUAAACAGAAUUUGAGAGAGAGGCCUUCUCGUGAGCCAUUGAGAGUUUCUAGUGAUGACACAAGACCCUUCAGAAGAGAUCAUUUUAAUGAUCGCUCAUCAGGUCUUGACACUGUGGUUGACUACGGCCAUGGGAGCCGUUAUGGAGAUCCUGCUUAUCGCGAUAGACUUGAGUUUGAGGGCAGGUUAAGAGAACGGGAGAGGCUUAGAGGAGAGCGUUUCCGAUCUGAUGCGUCUUAUCAUAAGGUUGAUAAUGACUAUAAACGCAUGGGCUUCAGCCAGUCACAAGAAAGAUCUAUGCAUGAACAGACCAGUGGAAUGCCUUACAAUUCAAAAGUUAAUGAUUUGCUUGGAGUGCCACCCAAAGGCUUUCCUUAUCUCUGUUCUCUCUGUGAUAUACAAAUUGUUUCGCAGCAGCAUUGGAAUGACCAUGUUAAGGGUCGGGCACAUAGUAGACAACGCCUCCAGCAGCUUCAAAUAUGCCCAGAAUGGACUGGACCUGUACUUGACUAUUCCCAUACACUGCAGCAGUCCACAAAUGCGGCAGCAGAGGUGCAUGUGGGAGUCGGUCCUAAAGGUGGAAGCGGAGGUCACAUGGGUUCCUUAGGAACUGGAGAUGUGCCUGGACCAAGUCACAUGAAAAAGAGAAAGGGACCUGGCAGAGUGAUUCUUGUCAAAGGCUUUGAGAAGGGAAAGAGAUUGACGUUUGAGCUUCUGAAACUUGCAAAUCCGUUUGGUGUGAUUAGCAACUAUUUGAUUAUAAAUGAUAAGAAUGAGGCUCUCAUUGAAAUGUCCACUCCUGAAGAAGCUAUAGCAAUCAGGGAUUAUUACCGUGCACAUCCAGCUAUUGUACUCGGAAAGAGAGUUGCAGUUUUCAUAUCUCAGAAAUUUAAGUCCGUUAAGAAACCAGAUGGGAAGGCUGACGAAAAAACUAAGCCGAAACCAGGGUUUGGUUCUGUUGUACAUCUCACCAACUUGCCCGUUGCUCACUAUAGUAACGAGGCAGUCACAAAGCUGGCCGAGGCAUAUGGCAAAGUGAAAACGUAUAUAUUAAUGAGACUGAACAAUGAGGCUUUUAUUGAAAUGGAGAAGCUGGAAGACGCUAAUACCAUGGUAGAACAAUGUGCGAAAGUUCCUCUAAUGUUUAAAGGAAGUAUAGUGAAUGUAGAAAUCAGUUCAAGAUAUAAGAAUCUUGUUAUAAAUAUUCCAAACAAGAAGCUGAAGCAAAACCAAAAGAAUAAACAAAAUAGAAUGAAACGCAGUCAGAAUGCUGAAAGUGGCGACGGAGAAAAUACAUCUUCUCAAAUGGUCGCCACAGAGGAUGACUGCCAAGAGGAGACAGAUUCGAAAAAUUCUGUGACCGACUCAUGUGAGCCAGAACUUGAAGAUGAAACUGCCGCUCUCAUGAAAACCAGCAGCUCUGUCGGCGAUGGUGUAGAAAUGGCUGACACAAGUGAGAUUGACAUGAAAGACCUGGCCGAGGAGAAAGCUGAGGCACAAGGACUAAAAGCUUCUACUCCUAUUGCUAAAGUAACGGAUGACAAAAAGAAGAAACCAGAUGUGAAGGCUGACCAGAAACCUAAACCGAAAUCAUUGUUUGGUCGUGUUCUGCAUCUCCGCAACGUCCCCAGUUUUGGCUAUGCUAACUAUGAAUUAAUAAAUCUGGCCAAAGCAUAUGGAAAAGUGAAAACGUAUAUAUUAGCGAGAGUGAAGCGUCAGUGUUAUAUUGAAAUGGAGAAGAUGGAAGACGCGACUACCAUGGUACAACGCUGUGCUGAAAAACCUCUGUUGUUUUACGGAAAGAGAUUGAAAGUAGACAUCUGUAAAAUGGAUGAGAAGCUUGUUCCAAACACUCUGAAGCAGCUGCAGAAAGAAUAUAACAGAAAGAGACCUCACUCACCAGACCGCAAGAAUGGUGCUAAACAGAAGCAGAGGAAGAUGGAGAGCAGACAGAAAGGUGAAAGCAGCGAAGGAGAAAAUAAAUUUUCCACAGAGGAGGCUAAAGUAACGGAUAACAAAAAGAAGAUGGCACACCACUAUCCUGGAGAUAUUGAGGUCUUUGUUACUGUUGAUGACUCUGGCGAUGAAGAGGCAGAGCAAGAAAACGAAGCUGUCGCACAACAGGAACCAGAAAUCGAUGACUCUCCUAUGACUCCAGAAAGUGAAUGUGCUGCUGAAUCAGAGUGCCCCAAAGAUCUUGGGCCCUUUAAACCCAAUAAUCCUGUUGGAGUGGACUAUGUGGUUCCUGGUUUCUAUUGCACGCUCUGUUCCUUAUUCUACACGUGUGAAGAUGUGGCAAAACUUAAACAUUGCAGAAAGUUGUCGCACUAUAAGAAACUGCAGAAAGCUAUACCUAUGUUACCAGAGGUUCCAGAGAAGAAAAAUUAAGCUUUUGAAAGGAUGUUUUGUUUUCUCUCUAUUUUUAUUUUUUUAUUUUGCAUCAUACAAGACUAUGCUAAAUGUUACUGUGUUUUAAUUCAGUUAAAGUUUAAAGUGUUUCAUUCUUUUGUUUUGUUAUAAAAAGACCAAUAGAACAGUUUCAUGUUUUCAAAUAAAUGCUACAAGUUCCUCAUUUGUCACUUGAAAGCCAAGAUCCGACUCUCAAAUGUACCAAUCAUCUCCUGCUGUGAUGAUCAACUUUUCCCCCACCCAGACACUACUUCUCCACUUUGGGACCCGAAGUAAAUAUAUGUUUUGAAAUUGGCCAUUUUGUGUUCUACCAAUAUUCCGGUGAAGUCAGAAACCUCACUGAAGUAUCGACAGUACUCCUGAGGCCCUAAUCCUAGUGAUUUAUCUAGACCAGUGGUUUCCAACCUCUGUCCUCAAGUACCCCAACAGUUCAUGUUUUCCAGGUCAACUAGCAAUUGAACAGGUGUACUCAUUACUCACUGACACAUUUUAAAAGACCAGCAGGUGGAGCAAAUUAUUUAACUUGCACUCCUGUGAGGAGACCUAGAAAACGCAAACUGUUGGGGGUACUUGAGGACCGAGGUUGGGAACCACUGAUCUAGACUGCUUUAUGGAGCAGAAAAUGAUAACUUGAGGUGAGAAAUGGAGAGUAGACCUUUCUGAGAACUUCAUUUUAUCUUGUUACCCUGUGGCCAAAUUAUCAAAUUCCUCUAAGCAGUGUUGCGGACUCUGGAACCCUAGUAAAGAAGCGUUUCCUCUUCUGUGAUCAUGGCAUGGGGUUUCCAGGAAAUUCUACAGAAAUUUGCUUAUUCUUUAUGUACUUGGAACAGUUUCUAAAUAAAUAUUAAUUUUGUUUCUUGGAAACCUAAACCCACCUCAUUAGUGGCUCCAUAUAUUUAUAGAUUAUUAAUUUCUAUUGCCUUUCCCGAGUCUCUAAAAAUCUUCAUAGCUUUUGCUUGUUUGUCUUUAAAAUUUAAAUUUUUGGGCAAAAGCACAGAAUUCAUGAAAAGUCACGGAUCUGUGUGUUCUUGCAGCUGCGUGCAGGGAUGAAAUGGACGAUUAUCUGGGAUUUGGUUUUGCCUGCUUAAAUCAGGUGGAUCAAAAAUCCACGAUCAGUGUUGGCUGCGGUGAUAAUUGAACAGAACUAGGGCGGUUAAUUAGCCAUAGUACAUUAUCAUGACUGACUGAAUAUACCCAUGAGUGUGUUUCUCUUAGAAUAAUGUUGGGAUACUUGUAUAUUCUCUUGAUGUCUCUCAUCCCAAUGAUUGUUUAUUUCUAAGAUACCAGAUAUUUACUUUUAUUGCAUCCAGCCUUAUGCUAUUUGCUUACUACAACAGGGAUAAAGGAAUGUGUGGCACUACAAAUCCCAGUAUGCCCUGCCACAGUUUUGCUGUUGGAGCCUUUUGGGAUGUGUAGUUCUGCAGCAGCUGUGUCCCUGAAGUUAGUUAUCCCUGUACCUAAAAUACCUUUUAUAUAAAAAAAUGUUUUUCUUUUUUUCAUUUCUUGGCCCAUUUUUUUAAAUAUUAAGAGCGUAGGUUGAACAGUGCAAUUUCAUAACUAUUGGGGUGUGAAGACAGGAUUUUGGUACUUACUGAUAAAUCCCUUUCUCAGAUUCCAUAGUGUACACUGGAGUUUACACUGGGGUAUAGAUGAGUGGAGCCUGGCACUUUUAAACUUCUUUAGAAUGUAAGUUUGCUCCUCUAUAGAAACCAAGAGCAUAUAAUGGCAGAAUGAACAUUCACUUUUGUAGUUGGUAUUUUUUAAUAUGAUUUAAAAAGUCAAACAAUUGCAAUAUAAAGAACAUGCAUGCAAUAAAACUAAUUCUUACAUAGUG
Pseudophryne corroboree (corroboree frog) is the source of this 5002-nucleotide messenger RNA. Its product is annotated as matrin-3-like. The record is from RefSeq and is a predicted model, not a curated record. The transcript has 20 exons. Gene Ontology annotation, cellular component: nucleus. The coding region runs from base 355 to 3147 and encodes 930 amino acids. Lineage: Eukaryota; Metazoa; Chordata; Amphibia; Anura; Myobatrachidae. Gene Ontology annotation, molecular function: zinc ion binding; RNA binding.